UGUGCCUAACCACCACUCCACCCAUUCCGCGCUCCGCCCAGCGCGACCAGUUCAGCAUCCCAAGCCUGUGCCGUUGCCCACGAGGCCCCAGCCUCGCAAAGCCCGCUGCCCAAUGGCGACGCAAGUGCGUGGUGAUGGUGCGGGUCGCCUUCACACUUCCCCCGGCCCUGCGCUGCACGGGCUGCGCGCCGCGGGGCUAGGGGGGGGGCAGAUCCCCAACGGCGUAUUGGCUGCUUGUACCGAGAUGGGCGACUGUUUUCUCCUCAGCCCUGUGUGCUGGCUCUUACACACUAGGCAUCGGAUGCGGGACUCCUCCCGAGCACUGUGUGUGCCGUCCAACGUCCAGCGCGUGCAGGGCCGCCCAGCCAAGGGCGCGUGCCGGCAUGUGCUGGCGGUAGAGAUUUCCGCCCAUGGACCUUGUCUACUCUCUGCCGCUGCGCUGUGCCAAGUGGACCUAGAGCAGAGACCAAGAUUGCAUUUGGGGAAUGCCGUGCGAUCGGGCUUCUGCUGUUCGUGCAGGGGUCUCCAGCCAAGAAGUCCUAGCCAAGAGGAUGGCUUGAGUCUUGAGGCUGGCUGUCACGUCCAUCCAUAAGAAGACCCCCUUCCCCCGGGCGCUUGGGGACAGACCAGGCAGUAAACGGUUACGACAAGGCAGACAGAUUCUACUGUUUCCACUGACUGGUAAGA
This is a messenger RNA of Ilyonectria robusta, 687 nucleotides long. RefSeq lists its product as uncharacterized. NCBI's taxonomy places the organism in Eukaryota, Fungi, Ascomycota, Sordariomycetes, Hypocreales, Nectriaceae. Bases 113 to 592 code for a protein of 159 amino acids. The transcript has a single exon. The record is from RefSeq and is a predicted model, not a curated record.